CCACGACAUCUGUUAUCUGCAACUUGCAAUAAACGAUUGUUGUAGACUCGCCCUAUGAUUGCCAAGUAGAACGGUAGUCCGUGUUAACGUGAGAUCAUCUGUUGGUUGUCAAAGACGCAAACAAAUUUUAUCGCAAAAGACACAGUUGUAAUAUUUUGUAAAAUUCUUUUGCGAACAAUGGCGGAUCCUAAAUACGCCGACUUACCCGGAAUUGCGUAUGAUCAGCUCGAUGUUUACGAGACGAGCGAUUUACCGGAAUCGGAACAAAUGCGGAUGUAUUGCGAGGACGAACCCGAUGGCUCCUGUGUGGAACAGUUACAUAUCAGCGCUAAGGAGGCGUUCAAUAAAUUUAAGGGUAAACAAAUCGUUGGAAAGCCGGUUGAUUUCUCAGAUAGUCUAUCGGCUAAGCCGAGGACAGGAUACAAAUUCGGAGAUUGGGAGCUCGUUGGCGAAGGCGAGAAGGAAACUCCUCUUCAAAAAUAUCAACGAUUGCAAUGUGAGGUUAAAGAGUUGUUUGAAGAGGUGAACGAGCUGAAGGAGAAAUCCAAGGAUGAAAAAGAAAUCAAAACUGCGAGUGACCUUAUUUCUCAAGCACAACAAAUAGAAAAGCAAUUGGUUUCCCUAAAGUUAGAAGAAUGUCUGGCACCGGAUGUUGUCGCGACUUUAUCUGAUCCGCAAGGCACUACGCUCAAACAAUUAAUAUCACAAAUAGAAUUGUUCAAGCAAACCAGCGUGCCUUCAUCCAAAUCGUCGUCAGAGAAUAAAAUGACAGAUGAUGCAUCAGAUGAAUCUGGUGUCUUAAAGUAUCAGAUGAUGUACUUACCGGAAAAGGCGCGAAUGCAGGAAGCCGCUAGAAUCGCGCAACUCGAACAAAGACUUUGCUGCUUAGAGAAUCUCGUAGGCACAAGUAAUGAUAAACUUUCCAAAUUUUCACAGAACCUUAAAUGUCAAGGUAUCAUGGAAGCUGUGCAACAGUUAGAAGCAAAGGCCGCGUUAUUAGAUGUUAAUCAGUUGGAUACCAUUGAAACAAGAUUAGGCAAUUUGAUUUAUCGAAUGGACACCAUCGCUCAAAAGAAAGCUGCGACAGAGCAAGACUCGGAACAAGAACAUAAGGUUUCAGAGAUGUAUGAAAUAAUGAAAAAAACAGACGCUAUAUCGCAAAUAUUACCACAGACGGUAGAAAGAUUGUUGGCACUGAACGAUAUUCAUCAACAAGCUGCUACUUUUAGCAAAUCUUUGGUAAGAUUAGAAGAAUUGCAAGGGGAAAUUUCAUCGGCACUCGAAGGCAACAAGUCUUUGUUGAAAGGAGUGCAAGAAAGUUUCGCCUCGAACUUCGAGAUUAUAAAGAGUAAUAUAGCGACGCUUGAUGAACGUAUGAAGAAACUGAAGAAGUGAUCGAAAUAAAGAACGUGGUAAUCUGAUUACGAGGGCAUCGCUAAACUAUUUUCUAAGAUAACUUACGGAGCAUGUAAAAUCGUACGUAUUAUAUUAAAUUAUUGUUUAUGAUAUAAUUUGUAAGUUCUACUUUCUUGCAAAAAAAAAAACACUUUCAUAUAUUUCAACAUUUUUCAAACGCAAUAUUUAUCUAAUACAAUGCAUAGUCAUUAAAAUAAGAGCCUACUGAAAAACAGCUUUGAUAUAUAAGACAACAUGUAAACUUCAUAUACGAAACAUAUGAAUUAAGAUAAAAUAAAAUUUCAUUAUAGAAAGAAACACUAAGUUUCGAUAAACAUCAUGGAUUAUAUGUGUGGAUGUAUAAACAAUUUUGGAAUAAUUAUUAAAUAAAUUUAACUUAAAAACAAAUAAUGACAAACAAAAAAGUGUUUAGGACAUCUCACAGGAUAAUGUGAUGGGAAAAAAUGAUUUUUCUAUUUUGUUUUAUCU
Pseudomyrmex gracilis is the source of this 1884-nucleotide messenger RNA. It is a transcript of the gene DCTN2-p50, whose product is annotated as dynactin subunit 2. The record is from RefSeq and is a predicted model, not a curated record. Gene Ontology annotation, cellular component: dynactin complex; cytoplasm; centrosome. The transcript is spliced from 9 exons. Lineage: Eukaryota; Metazoa; Arthropoda; Insecta; Hymenoptera; Formicidae. Bases 178 to 1395 code for a protein of 405 amino acids. Gene Ontology annotation, biological process: mitotic spindle organization.